Microcebus murinus (gray mouse lemur) is the source of this 2541-nucleotide messenger RNA. It is a transcript of the gene RAE1, whose product is annotated as ribonucleic acid export 1. Gene Ontology annotation, molecular function: protein binding. The record is from RefSeq and is a predicted model, not a curated record. Lineage: Eukaryota; Metazoa; Chordata; Mammalia; Primates; Cheirogaleidae.
ACCGUUGACCCAGCCUCAUCAGUGGCCCCUGGAAGCGAAGUCAGGGCUGGAAGAGGCCUUCGGGGGUCACCUAGGGUCCGACCGGUCGUUUUUCUAAUGGGGAAAGCGAGGCCCCCGGGAGGGGCCUCACUGAGAUAAUAGCAAUGUCUAUCGCCUCCGUCCUUCCCCAUACACGUGUGGCUUCUCCUCAGACACACGUCAUUUGCUCGGAAAAGCCUUCCCUAACUGUUCCGCAGAAGGGCAUUCUCUCUUAAUCUCUCCCAUGCCAACCUGCUUCAUUUCCUCCGUAGCACUUAACCACUCUCUGAAACUGUUUGCUUCGGCCUUCCCCAGCCAAGGAUUUAUUGUAUAUGUAUAUGUGUACAGUUGUACAGGCAGUAUUUCUCCAGGGUCAAAAUGAGUCUGUUUGGAACAACCUCAGGUUUUGGAACUGGUGGGACCAGCAUGUUUGGCAGCACAACCACAGAUAAUCACAACCCUAUGAAGGAUAUUGAAGUAACAUCUUCUCCUGAUGAUAGCAUUGGUUGUCUAUCUUUUAGCCCACCAACCUUGCCGGGGAACUUUCUUAUUGCAGGAUCAUGGGCUAAUGAUGUUCGCUGCUGGGAAGUUCAAGACAAUGGACAAACCAUCCCGAAAGCCCAGCAGAUGCACACCGGGCCCGUGCUAGAUGUCUGCUGGAGUGACGAUGGGAGCAAAGUAUUUACUGCAUCAUGUGAUAAAACUGCCAAAAUGUGGGACCUCAACAGUAAUCAAGCAAUCCAGAUCGCACAGCAUGAUGCUCCUGUUAAAACCAUACAUUGGAUCAAAGCUCCAAACUACAGCUGUGUGAUGACAGGGAGCUGGGAUAAGACUUUAAAGUUUUGGGAUACUCGGUCAUCAAAUCCUAUGAUGGUUUUGCAACUCCCUGAAAGGUGUUACUGUGCUGAUGUGAUAUACCCUAUGGCCGUGGUGGCGACUGCAGAGAGGGGCCUCAUUGUUUAUCAAUUAGAGAAUCAACCCUCUGAGUUCAGGAGGAUAGAAUCUCCAUUGAAACAUCAGCAUCGAUGUGUAGCUAUUUUUAAAGACAAACAGAACAAGCCAACUGGUUUUGCCCUGGGAAGUAUCGAGGGGAGAGUUGCUAUUCACUACAUCAACCCCCCAAAUCCUGCUAAAGAUAACUUUACUUUUAAAUGUCAUCGAUCUAACGGAACCAACACUUCAGCUCCUCAGGACAUCUACGCGGUAAAUGGAAUCGCAUUCCAUCCUGUUCACGGCACCCUUGCAACUGUGGGAUCUGAUGGCAGAUUCAGCUUCUGGGACAAAGAUGCCAGAACAAAACUAAAAACUUCAGAACAGUUAGAUCAACCGAUAUCGGCUUGCUGCUUCAAUCACAAUGGAAACAUAUUUGCGUAUGCUUCCAGCUAUGACUGGUCAAAGGGACAUGAGUUUUAUAAUCCCCAAAAGAAAAAUUACAUUUUCCUACGUAAUGCAGCAGAAGAGCUAAAACCCAGGAAUAAGAAGUAGCAGCCUGAGACUUCUGGGUUGUCCAGAGUCAUUCUCUCGCCACUCUGCCUCGUCUCUGUACGAAUUUGAUCCCAGCUGUGGGUUGUCAGCCGCGGACGUGGAUUUCAACCCCUGGAGAAAACCAUGUCAUUGUUGAGCAGUCGAGAGCCCAGCUGUCCACGGCGACUUGCCGUCUCUCCAUUCCACUGCCUGUUGCAGAGUUUUUCUGUAACUCUGAGGGGAUUGAAAUUAUUAUAGAAGUUAGAUUUUUGAGGGCGAUGCCAGGUAUUUUGCAGUGCUUCAUUCAGCAGUGUAUGUACUAGAGAAUAUUGGAAAACAGUCUAUGAACCCUGUACUGUAUUUUGUAAUAAAAUAUUUUGAAGAUUGCCUACUGAGCUUCCUUUUCCUUCUCUCCCUUGCCCCACCCAGUAAUCUCAGAAGUGGUCAUCCUGCCUGGCAUCAGCAUUGGGUUUUGAAUUAUGAUUUCAGACACCCUUUGGGAAAUGCAGAAAUCUUGUACAUUAGGAGAAAGGGAAUCCUGAGGUUCAAUUAUUUCUGCCACAUGGAGCCCUCUAAGCAUUGGCAGGCAGAGUUUGUGUUCUUCCUUUACUUCCUUCAUUUCCUUCUUCAACAUCCCCUGUGCUUUCCGGCUCUGCUGUGCAGACUUCCUAGUGACUCUGAAGUGGGGACUGUUCAUUGUGCUGAGUGUAGGCCUGCCUUGCAAGGCCCAAGUGGGUGAUACUUGUGUGUCUUUCAGGGUAGAACCCAGGUCCUCUGCAUGGGAAUUGCUCUGAACAUGUGCCCCCAGUAGUGAUCAUUUGGGUGUUGCUUUUUAUUUCAUAGUAAUUUAAAAUUCCUGAUUGGUAAGUAUUCAAAAUGAAAUUCAACUUAAUGUGUGACUUUUGAGUCUAUUGUAUUUUUACCCUGUGAUCCCAAAUGCUUCUUACGCCUUAUUGUUUGGGGCUUGUAUGUGAACUCUGACUUGCCGAGUGUGAAGUCCUGGCAUUACUGCUGUAAGAUGUGUUUGCUCGUAGAAAGCAAUGAAAUAAAAUUUUUUUU